CGAUGAGAUCCAAGACCAAUGAACCAUUGCAAACGAACUACUCAAUCAAUCCUCAAUCAACAUCAAUCCAAACUAAAUACUCUCUCAUCUCACUUUCAAUCAAACCAUCAACUUCAAAAUGCUAUCAAAUCAAUCAAACUCGCUAAAAGUUCAUCAAACUGUCCUUGGAAACCACCUUUCGAAUCUGCCAUCAUCUUCAUCACUCAUCAAUUACCAAAAUCAAUCUCAGAAUUCUCAAAAUCAUCAAAGAUCAUCACUCCAAUCGGUCCAUUAAAAUCUAAUCAACUUUCAUUUCAAGAACUUAUCUCAUUAGAACUUGAUUUAUACAAACUUCAACAACCAUCAGAUCCAACCCUACUUUCUCCUACUCACCGACUACAAAUCAUUUUAUCAAGUUGGCAACUCUUACAUCAUUAUCUUGGGAUCUGUGAUUCUCUUGGUCAACCCAAUCUGAUUUCAAUCAAUCAAGCUAUCCGAAGAUUCUUGAAACCGAUUCAUCUUCACCUUGCUUCAAUCUCACAUCAUCAGUUUAAUUCAUUUCCAUCACAAUCACAUUCUCCAACUAGGAUCUCAAAUUAUCUUCAUAACUAUCUUCAACAUUAUGCUAUCCUUCACGAUCGUCAUCAUUUCAAUCUCCAAUCUCUUAAUCUACACAAAUCCAUCUUGGUUCAAUAUUUACUUAUUGCUCUGGAGAUCAAUCAUAAGCCAUUGAACCAUCAACUCUUGAAAGUCUUGG
Messenger RNA from Melampsora larici-populina 98AG31, 736 nucleotides. RefSeq lists its product as uncharacterized. The annotation marks the transcript as partial. The record is from RefSeq and is a predicted model, not a curated record. The transcript has a single exon. NCBI's taxonomy places the organism in Eukaryota, Fungi, Basidiomycota, Pucciniomycetes, Pucciniales, Melampsoraceae.